GAAAUGGGGCACACCUCAUCUGGCAAUGAAGUGCCCUUGAAAUAUUCUUCAGGCAAAGCUUUCCCCCUAGGAGUGUCACAAGUUGACGAUGGGCUAAAUUUUGCAAUAUUCUCACAGCAUGCUUCUUCUGUCACCCUUUGCUUGAAACUUCCUGAGAGAGGCACCCAAGAUGAUGCGGACAUUAUAGAGUUUGCUUUAGACCGCCAGAAGAACAAAACUGGAGAUAUAUGGCAUGUGUCAGUGGAGGGUUUGCCUGCUUCUUGUGUUCUCUAUGGGUAUCGUGUUAGCGGUCCUCAAGGGUGGCAACAAGGUCAUAGAUUUGAUGACAGCGCUUUUGACUCCGUAAAAAAAAACCCUUAUGCAAAAUUAGUUUCUGGUCGAAAGCACUUUGCAGUUGAAAAAGAGAAGCCAAGCCAGCUUUUCGGAACAUAUGAUUUUGAUAGCUCCCCUUUUGACUGGGGUGACAAUUAUAAGCUUCCUAAUUUGCCUGAGACAGAUCUUGUUAUAUAUGAAAUGAAUGUCCGUGCCUUCACUGCGGAUGAGUCAAGCAAGCUUGGUCCAGCCAUUCGUGGAAGUUACCUUGGUGUCAUUGACAAAAUUCCUCAUUUGCUGGAACUUGGCGUUAAUGCAGUGGAGCUACUUCCUGUUUUUGAGUUUGAUGAGCUGGAGUUUAAGAGAUUCCCUAACCCAAGGGAUCACAUGGUAAAUACAUGGGGAUAUUCUACAAUCAACUUUUUUGCACCCAUGAGUCGUUAUGCUAGUGCGGGUGGUGGACCUGUGGCUGCUUCCAAAGAGUUCAAACAGAUGGUGAAGGCAUUUCAUAAUGCUGGAAUUGAGGUCUUGCAGAGUACCUCUUUACUUGCUGCUACAUGUUCUAAGUUCCAAGUCCAUGGAGAGACUUAUAUAAUGGAGCCUCAUCAAUUUCUGGAUGAAUUUAUGAGAAAAACAAAUUGUUGUCCUUGUAGGUCUAUUACAUAUUAGAUCUCAACAACAGUGCACAGCUGCUGAACUUCUCGGGUUGCGGGAAUACACUAAACUGCAACCAUCCUGUUGUCAAGGAGCAUGUACUCGACAGUUUGAGACAUUGGAAAUUGCCAAAGGCUCUGUAUUGUCUAGAUGUAAGAUCAUUGCUGAACCUUGGGACUGUGGUGGCCUUUAUCUAGUAGGGAGGUUCCCUAAUUGGG
Messenger RNA from Zea mays, 1184 nucleotides. Its product is annotated as isoamylase 3, chloroplastic-like. NCBI's taxonomy places the organism in Eukaryota, Viridiplantae, Streptophyta, Magnoliopsida, Poales, Poaceae. Gene Ontology annotation, biological process: carbohydrate metabolic process. The transcript has 10 exons. Gene Ontology annotation, molecular function: hydrolase activity, hydrolyzing O-glycosyl compounds. The record is from RefSeq and is a predicted model, not a curated record. The coding region runs from base 4 to 981 and encodes 325 amino acids.